AAAUCGUUGGUUGGUCAGCACGUUGUGACUUAUUUCUUAUUCUCGAUCUCUUGUCUUUGUAAGCUCACACUAAACCUGGCCAGAUUUGUUAGCUUGUUUUAAUCGACGCAUCUUUGUUGACGAGACACUUAUACUUCUUGGCAGUGACUGAGUUUCAAGAAACUUUGAAAAACGAUUUUGAGAAGAAACCUGUUUCCUUAUUCCUAACUAAUCUAUUUUGACCUUGUGAAGACUUCGUCCUACCCCAGGUUAUCAAAUAUCAGUGAUAAGAAGUACAGGAUCACAACAACUUAUUCGAGCAACUACUUUCUAACUGGUAUCUAUCUUCUGAAGACUCUCUCCUCAACCCCAAGUUAUCAGGCAGCAGUGUUGAAAACAGAAUAUAUUGUUUGAAGACACGCUUCAGUACUGAGAUAUUCAAUCUACUUCCUAACUGUGUAAUCACUGCUAACUCCCGAGAGGAACCUAGUGCACACUUCAGGUACCAGAAUCCGGUCAGCGAUCAAGCAGCGUAUUCCAAUUUCUUUCUAAAUUAGAAAUAGAACAACCUCGAUCUUGAAUAUCAAGGUACCAGAGUCCGGUCAGAGAUUAAGCUGCGUUUCCGAUAUUUUCCUACUAAAGAUCAACAUUUAUCUUCAAUAUUAAGAAUAUCUUGAUUUGCUGAACAAUGGACAACUAUUUAAAGAACGGACAAGAAAUAUUCCUCAAGUUCUGCACCUCUGAUGACAAACGACCCACUAUGCUGCCAAGAGCUCCAGAUCAGACGUAUAUAGACAGGUACCCGGAAAGUAGUGGUUUCAGAGACCAACGAAAACGUCAGUCUGAUUAUGAGGCCGAAGUUAUGGUGUAUAGGGCAUUGGAGAAAUUACCGGACGGUAAGAUCGUCGUUCUUCAUAACUUUGAAUUCACGCACCACCAAUAUUGUUUGUGUGAUCAGAGUCAUUUGCGGGACAAAAAGACGUGCAAAGGGUGCAAGAACUCGUCGAAUAAGGAAGGGGAAUGUGAUUUUUUAAUUUUAUGUCCAGGCUCCAUUGUUAUAAUCGAAGUUAAGAACAUGUCGCACAUUGAAAUCGAUGAUGUUGCGGUUGACAAGGAAGAGCACUUCCGAGCAUUAUCUGGUACGUUCAAAAAGUCAGUUGAGCAGAGAAAGAAGAUAGAAUAUCUGAUUCAAUGUAUAGACAAGGACACAACUAUCUGUCAGUUCACUGCGUAUCCUAAUUUCAGUGAACAAUUUAAAGGACAGUUCCAGGCUAGUGAAGAUACAAAACUUCAGCUAAGCGAUUCAGAAUUAUCAACAGUGAUAUUUCAUGAGGACAUUGUCGAUGGUAACAAGAUCAACGAUAACAAUAAUAGGGAACCCAUAACUGCAGGAACAUCAAUAGAAAUCAGAGAAACCAGCCCUGAAGAAGAGCAAAAUUAUUUAUCUCGGUUUUUUAGUUGUUUGAGGGGCUGCUUUCUCGGAGCCAGUGAUACAGAAAGACAAAUCUCCAGCGAUGACAUCUCAUCAGACGAGGACUUAUCAAGUUUUGGUUUUUGGUGGAAUAACAACACAACAAUAGCUCAAGAUACAAGAAUUAAUCAUGAUGCCUUUCAGAAAGUUAGAAAUAUGUUACUUGCUAUCUGGGCUACCGAUAAAAACUGCGAUAAAUCGAAAUGUAGUUUAGGAAACUGCAUAUCAAACAUUGAUGAACGGCUCAAAUCAGGAAAAUUUACAUUUUUACCAAAAAAAGGGAAGAAUUCUGUACAGAAUCCUGGAGUUGUAACAGCUCCUGAUGUUAUCAGAAACUUCGUUAAAGUGGAGAACCUGACAGUAGAACAAUAUGAAGCGUUCGAAUCAAGCGAGAAUCUGUUGUGGAUUAAUGGACCCGCUGGAGCGGGGAAAAGUGUGAUACUUUGCGGUCGAAUAAUCAAACUUGUACAACUUAAUGAGGACAAUAAAGUUGUGUUAUUCAAAUUCGGCGGUGAUGGUAACAACUGUCAGCUUUAUCAGCGUGCAUUAAAGAAUGCUGAUGUAGAAUAUCAAGAGACCAGCAUGUCUGACGUCACAGAACUAGUUACUCUAAUAUCAGAGAGUAAGUGUAAAGUUAUCAUUGUAGAGAUAACACGUUAUGAUGUACAGAAGUUAAUAGAUACAAUCAGUGCUGUGACCAACUGUCACAUAUUUAUUGAUGAUAUACAGGAGUUAUUGUAUAUCAGCUCAACUGAGGAGUGUAGUGUACUGAUGGACAAGUUGUUAUCUUUAGAGUGCACUGUCAUGGUUGCAUGUGACAUGGCACAGGGUUAUUGGAAUUUGAGUAAACAGAAUUAAUUGACAGACUAAGAAUGAUAAAUGUCAAACUAUCAUCCACUCAGUUGGUACGUUUAUCAAUGAGCCUUAGAAACACAUGUGAUUUAUCAGACAUCUCAUGUGUAAUACGAGAACAAUUAAGAGAAUUAUAUUCAGAAAUACCUGAUGUAUUAGAUAUGAUUUUACCUACACAAUUACCAGGACACUUCAUACACGGUACAUUACCUGUCAUGCAUGUGUUUAAUGAUUACAAUGUUACUAGUAUUAUGCAUGUAUUUAAUAAUGAAUUAGAUAGAUUGUGUGUUACGGAUGGAUUAAAUUAUUCUGAUAUAGGUAUAGUAACUGAUGUCACUAGUAGUGUAAUGUCACUAGUUAAGGACAGUGUUGAUAGGAGAUGUGUUAACACUGAUAGUAAGAUUGCAGUGUGUCACAGUGGGCUAGUUAUUCUGCUCAGUGGCCAGCUGUAAUAGUACUGCACAGAGUGAAGGUACAGUGAGGAGGAGGACCUGACUCACUUUACUUAAUGUUAUCCAGAGCACGUGUUUACUGCUCUGUUGUUAUAUUCCCACGGGAGGGUGAACAUUAGACGAUACACCUCACAUGUUACCUUUGUUACGUAAACUGAGUAGCUUUGCUCGUAUUAUACGGCAUUAAAUUUUAUAUUACUGUGUAAUAACGUUGGUGGGUGACUAGUUCUAUUUUUCAGAAACAUGUAUACACAAGCCUUUAAUGUGUGGCUAUUGAUUUCAUAUGAAAUAAUUGACGAUUUUCGAAAUUUUGACCCAACCGGGAUUCGAACUCGCAACCUCCGGGUUAAAGGCCCAAGACUAUCAACCAAUUACGCCACUGAGGCGACAUUUGUACAAAUAUAUUAAGCUAGCAAUUAUGACUUGCAAAUAAUUUCACCCACUAACCUAAGUAUUACUAUUAUUUAAUUGUGUUUCCUUUUUGAUUUAUUGCUAAAUAUUACAGUGUUUUGUAUCGAAAUGUUUCAUACAAUAAUAUAAAUGCGCCAGAAUGAACAUAGUAAUUAUAUUUUUCAUUCGUGGUUUGGAAACAUCAAAAUUACCCCAAAAUAUGAAGAAUGUCAAAAAGUAAAAACGGGACCACUAGUCUGCCUAAUAAACUAUUGACUAUUGAUAUAAUUCGUUUACAGUUAUAAUAGCAGAAAA
Messenger RNA from Bolinopsis microptera, 3459 nucleotides. RefSeq lists its product as uncharacterized. Bases 668 to 2308 code for a protein of 546 amino acids. The transcript has 7 exons. NCBI's taxonomy places the organism in Eukaryota, Metazoa, Ctenophora, Tentaculata, Lobata, Bolinopsidae. The record is from RefSeq and is a predicted model, not a curated record.